Molecule: messenger RNA, 1119 nt
Organism: Notolabrus celidotus (New Zealand spotty)
Lineage: Eukaryota; Metazoa; Chordata; Actinopteri; Labriformes; Labridae
Exons: 11
Coding region: 1-1119 (372 amino acids)
Source: RefSeq, a predicted model, not a curated record
AUGACCGUGUGCGUCGACAUCCGUGUGGUCGUACCAGGAGCCUGGGUGGCGUUCUCUUACAGCUCAAUCCACGCACCUAAACCUGAGCUGGGUCUGGAGGGAGAUGAUGAGGCGCUGUAUGGGUGGCUGCUGAGGGUCAAACACAGAUUUCCUCUCCGUCUGGCCCCAUUCAUGUGGCACAGGGUGUGUCUGAGGAGGGACAUACAUCGCAGCUCCUUUAGCCUGGAGGUUGAUGGAGAAUUGGUUUCAGAGAGGACGGUCAUCGCUAAUGCCAUCCCCUCCUCCACCUCUCUUUGGCUGGGCUGCCGUCCCCAGAACCGACGCCUGGGACCCGUGAACGGAGAAAUCGAGCUGUACCUGUUCCGGAUGUGGGCAGACCUGAGUGACCAUGGCUUCUGCGAGGACGGCACUGUGAUUGGCUGGAAUGCUAAGUACUGGGGAGUUACCAGUCUCAAAGCCAGGCAGAGAGACCCCUACCUUCUGUGUGACCACAGGCGGGUCAGACGUGAGGCUCGUGCUAAAAGAAGCGUUACUAAUGCACCUACACUUGGAGAAGGACGGAUAUUCUCACCCCCACCUGAAGUGCCUGCAACAACUCCCUCCAGUCUCGUCAUUGCAACACCUGUCACUCAUGCGAGUACUCUGGCGUCUGUGCUCACAGGCUCUUCAUUUGUGAACUGUGACAUAAGCCCGCUCUGUUCCAAUACAAAUGCUUACUUCUGGAUGUCCGUAACAGUGGAGGCCGAAGAGGGCGAUAAAACCGAACAAGACGUGCACGAAUUGGUGUCAAGUGCGUUUGGUUGCCCGGUAACAGGUCUGGAAGAUUUCUGUCAGGAUGACGGACAGCUUCAGGUAGCAGAGGUCAACUGCAAGGCGAAAAGCAACAUAAGACAAACAACCUGUGAUGUGCUGCUGCAGCUCAGUCGGGCUGUCUCAGCGUGCGAGCUGCAGCUGGCUGGAGUCUCUGCACUGCAGCAAGCUGGAGACGAACAAAUACAAGCGAGAAUCACAGGGGAGGUGGAGAGAGUCGCUGCAAGAAGCCAACAGAACCACAUCAUCUGCAAAGAGUUGAGUUUUAAUUCUGAACUGGAACCCAACUUCCCCUGGGCGGCUCCCUGA